AUGCAUGAACCCCCACGCAUAAGCAUAGGUAUACACGUGCGAACCCUACAUAUGCACACUUACACAUAUACCCACACCCAAAUCUACAUUGGCCCAUACCGAUAUUCACACCUGUACCCACACCCUCACGCCCGUACCCACACCCUCACGCCCGUACCCACACCCUCACGCCCGUACCCACACCCUCACGCCCGUACCCACACCCUCACGCCCGUACCCACACCCUCACGCCCGUACCCACACCCUCACGCCCGUACCCACACCCUCACGCCCGUACCCACACCCUCACGCCCGUACCCACACCCUCACGCCCGUACCCACACCCUCACGCCCGUACCCACACCCUCACGCCCGUACCCACACCCUCACGCCCGUAUCCACACUCUCACGCCCGUAUCCACACUCUCACGCCCGUACCCACACUCUCACGCCCGUACCCACAGCCUCACGCCCGUACCCACACCCUCACGCCCGUACCCACACCCUCACGCCCGUACCCACACCCUCACGCCCGUACCCACACCCUCACGCCCGUACCCACACCCUCACGCCCGUACCCACACCCUCACGCCCGUACCCACACCCUCACGCCCGUACCCACACCCUCACGCCCGUACCCACACCCAUGCCAGCACGUCUUCAUCCACACCUGCACGCUACACUCCUGCACCCACACGCCUGCACCCACGCCCGGAGGCCUGCACUCACGCCCGCAUAGCUGCACUCACGCCCGUACGUCUACAUCCACUCCUCCUCCCCCUCCUAUUUGCACGAGGGACCACGACUCUGGUCAACAUCAGAGCUGCUGCAUUAUGUCUGUCAAUACUGAUAUUCCGGCAAAUGACCAGGGACCGACCUCACUCGCUGAAGCCCGAGCCGAACGGCCCUGAUUACGCCGGCGGGCCAAGUAAAUCAGCUUGA
Molecule: messenger RNA, 921 nt
Organism: Penaeus chinensis
Lineage: Eukaryota; Metazoa; Arthropoda; Malacostraca; Decapoda; Penaeidae
Product: extensin-like
Exons: 3
Coding region: 1-921 (306 amino acids)
Source: RefSeq, a predicted model, not a curated record